This is a messenger RNA of Nicotiana tabacum (common tobacco), 633 nucleotides long. RefSeq lists its product as uncharacterized. NCBI's taxonomy places the organism in Eukaryota, Viridiplantae, Streptophyta, Magnoliopsida, Solanales, Solanaceae. The record is from RefSeq and is a predicted model, not a curated record.
AUGGGAAACUUUACUUCAUGUACUGUUUUACCAACGAUAAGGAAUUCAAAAGCAGCCAGAGUUGUUCUACCAGGAGGAGAAAUCAGACAAUUUCGUGAACCAAUAAAAGCAGCAGAACUCAUGUUAGAGAACCCAAAUAAUUUUUUAGUGAAUUCAAGUUCGUUAAAUAUUGGUCGUAGAUUUUCAGCUUUGUCUGCCGAUGAAGAUUUGGAGUUUGGAAAUGUUUAUAUUAUGUUUCCAAUGAAGAGAGUGAAUUCAGUUGUGACAGCUUCUGAUAUGACUGUGCUUUUAUUGGCUGCUAAUUCUGCUGCUAAGAGAAUUUCUGGAGGAAAGGUUAAGAUUUCGCCGGAAGUGUCAGCGCCGGCGCCGGAGUCAACGCCGGAGAUCAACGCCGGUGGACGGAAUUCGGAUGGGGUUGAAGGGUUUCCGGUGGAGCAUGAGUUGAAGUAUAGGUUGUCAUGUAGAUCAAGGAAACCUUCGUUAGAGACUAUUUUGGAAGAACCAGGGAUCAUCUUGAGACCUCGAGGAUACGAGGCUGUGGUCGAGCUCCCUCCCUCGAGGUUCGUUGAUGCUCGGUCUAACGGCAAUGUUGGCCUCGGUCUUGAUGGGACUGGAGAGCUCCCUAGACAUGCA